AUGAAGUAUAUCACAAUUGCCAUCAUAGGUCUCAUCUCCUUCGUUAAUGCUCAGAGAUGCAACAACGAUAACUGCGCCCGUGCCGUAACUGGCACCAGGGCCGGUAUCCCCGUGGACAUCUCAUCCCGCCGCUCAGACUGUUCCUCUUACAUGCAGACCACCGUCAUCCCGGACACACUCACUUCAACCGUCACCACCACAGUUUACACCGACAACAUCCCUCCAACUCCCACCACCACCUUCUCCCAGUCUACAACCCGCGCCCCAGUCACGCAGUCUCCAACCUCAGUCCCCUCCUACGCAUCAUCCUGCGCCGGACUCAGCGCCUACUCCUCCGCCUGCAGCUGCUGGUCCAUCACGCCCUCCGUAACAACCCUCCCGGCGCCAGUCACCACCGUCACAGCAACC
Messenger RNA from Colletotrichum phormii, 408 nucleotides. RefSeq lists its product as uncharacterized. The record is from RefSeq and is a predicted model, not a curated record. NCBI's taxonomy places the organism in Eukaryota, Fungi, Ascomycota, Sordariomycetes, Glomerellales, Glomerellaceae. The annotation marks the transcript as partial. The transcript is spliced from 2 exons.